Molecule: messenger RNA, 1137 nt
Organism: Hyaloscypha bicolor E
Lineage: Eukaryota; Fungi; Ascomycota; Leotiomycetes; Helotiales; Hyaloscyphaceae
Exons: 2
Coding region: 1-1137 (378 amino acids)
Source: RefSeq, a predicted model, not a curated record
AUGCCGAGUAACCCUCCCUCGGCGGCAGCUUCUCUCGGAGUCUUAGCAAACUUCAAGGGAAAUUUCGCGGGUACUGGCUUCAACCUAAUCUUCCGCCCUAACAGCGGGCCUCCCACGACGACGACGUUCCCCAACCCCGUCGCCCCAGCGCCGCCCACCCCACCUAGCGAGAACGUCCUCGAACUCAACCUGACAACAGAGACCCUCUCGUUCUCCCCUUCUCUCGGAAGCGUCCCCAACCGCGGGCUCGAGAAACAGAACGACAUCUUCCUCAACGGGAUUCCAUAUGUGCAAGCCAUCAGCGAUGUGACUAACAUCGCAACCGGAAAAGCGGACGGCACACCCGUCCCAAUACACUUCGAGCCGGGGCUCUGGAUGCAUAUUCCCGCAACAAAUUCAGACCCAUUCCUGGGCGAAUCACUCACACGAAUGGCUUCCAUCCCACACGGCACCACGAUUAACGCACAAUGCCUCGCACCAACGACCAGCAUUGCUGGUCCACCCACCAUCGCGCCAGUUGACAUUACCCCGUUCCCCAUCGGCGGCAACCAACAGUCGGGAGGAAUCAAGUUCGCAAGUCAAACUGCAUCCGCCACAAAUACCCCGCGGUUACCACAGGACCUGAGCAAGUUCAUCGCCCAGGGCACAAUCACCCAAGCCAUGCUCACGGACCCCAACACCGUUCUGCGCAACGACAAUGUAGGAAAGACGAUCACCAAGACUUUUGUCUUCACCGUGUCCACCAAAGCCGUGAGCCCGGAGCUGGCUGGUGGGACGGCCAAUAUUGCUUUCUUGCACGGUUCCUCGGCUGGGCCGAACGCGGAUGCGGCGCAGAUGUCUGCGACGUUCUGGGUCGAGAUUGUGCAAUAUAGUCUUGUGGUUCCUCCUUUCAAGCCUGGGCAGGCGCCCCUGAAGAUCUCACCCCGAACUUCUCAUCCCGGUGCUCUUGUGCCGACCUUCCACGUCAAUCCUCCCCUUGAGACCACAGUUCCCAAGACGAUUGUCAUCACCGCAACCCAGAUUCAAUAUUCGCAGGUGGUGUUUCUCAACUUUGCUGGCUUGACGUGGCCACAUGUUUCGGUGGCCACUCUUGUGCCGGCGACGUUGCAGACAGUGCCGGCUUCGGCUUUCAACUGA